Messenger RNA from Microtus oregoni (creeping vole), 252 nucleotides. RefSeq names its product cortistatin-like. The transcript has 2 exons. Gene Ontology annotation, molecular function: neuropeptide hormone activity. Gene Ontology annotation, cellular component: extracellular region. The coding region runs from base 1 to 252 and encodes 83 amino acids. Lineage: Eukaryota; Metazoa; Chordata; Mammalia; Rodentia; Cricetidae. Gene Ontology annotation, biological process: regulation of cell migration. The record is from RefSeq and is a predicted model, not a curated record.
AUGGAUGCUGGAAAACUGAAAAAGCAGAAAGGGAGCCGGGCGAUGGAAGCUGCGGAAGGGAAGAGGGCCAGCCUCCUGACUUUCCUUGCCUGGUGGCACGGGUGGACCUCCCAAGCCAGCUCCAGCGCCCUCAUCGGAGGGGAUACCAGUGAGGUGUCUAGGCGACAGGAAAGCCCACCUCUCCAGCAGCCCCCACGCUGGGAUAAAAAGCCCUGCAAGAACUUCUGGAAAACCUUCUCCUCUUGCAAAUAA